Tigriopus californicus is the source of this 835-nucleotide messenger RNA. RefSeq names its product transmembrane protein 208-like. NCBI's taxonomy places the organism in Eukaryota, Metazoa, Arthropoda, Copepoda, Harpacticoida, Harpacticidae. The record is from RefSeq and is a predicted model, not a curated record. Bases 171 to 698 code for a protein of 175 amino acids. Gene Ontology annotation, cellular component: intracellular membrane-bounded organelle. The transcript has a single exon. Gene Ontology annotation, biological process: vacuolar protein processing.
GAUCGAUCUCAGCAUCUCUGAACCUAUCCCAACAUAUCUGGCAAUCUCUGUGAUGUUUACGCGUGGUGUGAUUGACGUGUAGCUCAUUUUUACUGCUGUGUGAGUUAUCAUUGGAUUGAUUCAUCCCUUCCUUGGCUUCCAUCCGUAUUUUCCAUCACACAUCCAUCAUUAUGGAGGAGUUCGCCAAGCGGAAAGGCAAGGAAGGCACCAAAGGAGCCAAACAGAUCGCCCAAGAGAACUCGGAGACCAUCUUAUUCUACCGAAACAUGGUCUUGGGCUCGCACGGCAUUUUCUUCGCAUUCCGCACCCUGUUGGGUCAAGCCUACUCCGCCACCGACAUUGUCAUGUACCUCAUCACGGCUCUGAUCCACAUCGCCAGCUUCCAGUUCCUCAACAAGACCGGUUCGCCCACGGUGGACGAGAAAGGCACGCUCUUGGACCCAGGAUUGGACUUGAACAUGGCCCAAGGCAUGGCCGAGCAUGUGAAAGAUCUCAUCAUUCUGACCUCGGGCACUCAAGUCUUGUCCUUGUUAACCAACUACCUGUGGGUGUUACUGCUCCUGGCGCCCCUGAGGGCGUUUCUCUUCGCUUGGACCAAUUUCAUUUCGCCCUGGAUUUUUGCCCCGCCUCCGGAAGAAACGGAGGCCGAUGUGAAGAAACAGAAGAAAAUGGAACGGAAAGCCCGUCGGAUGCGAUGAGUUUUCGGGUCCUUGAUUCGGGUCUCUUUAUUAUGAUUAUGAAUAUAUCUUUUUAUAUAUACCUAUAUUUUUUUUUGUUCCUCUUAGCUGAGUGAACAUAGGAUGGUGAUUAAUAAACUGAUGGUCGUUGGCGUUGA